AUGUUGGAUGAACGACGGAGUUGCUCCUCGAUCGCGCUUGGACUAUUCACGGCGGAUUCGCCAUCAUCGUUUCGACGCUUCUCCUUCCACACUAAAUCUGAGUCUCCGGCAGCUGAAUGGUGCUUUCAUUCAGGCUCUCAUGGUGGAUAUCCAGCCAUGGAGUUCCUUGAAGGAGCCUGGCAAGUGAUUGGAAGCUUAGAUGAUGGAACAAGCUUCUAUAUGGCUCUCUGCAACAAGAACUGUUUCCGUAUCUACUGGCUUGGCAUAUUGGCGUGGUUGGAACCUGGAACAGGAUGUGAGCAGCCGAGAUACCCAGAUAAACAAAGGAAACAGCUUGCUUGGGAAUAA
Molecule: messenger RNA, 348 nt
Organism: Linum tenue
Lineage: Eukaryota; Viridiplantae; Streptophyta; Magnoliopsida; Malpighiales; Linaceae
Source: the annotation of a GenBank genome assembly